Sitophilus oryzae (rice weevil) is the source of this 4396-nucleotide messenger RNA. It is a transcript of the gene IA-2, whose product is annotated as receptor-type tyrosine-protein phosphatase N2. The transcript is spliced from 20 exons. Gene Ontology annotation, biological process: protein dephosphorylation. The record is from RefSeq and is a predicted model, not a curated record. Lineage: Eukaryota; Metazoa; Arthropoda; Insecta; Coleoptera; Curculionidae. Bases 146 to 3331 code for a protein of 1061 amino acids. Gene Ontology annotation, cellular component: secretory granule. Gene Ontology annotation, molecular function: protein tyrosine phosphatase activity.
AUCGCCACCCAUAACAAUCCCGCACCCGGCAGGAGCAGCUAGCAGCAGCGACCUGCUCAGCGAUUAAGUGCUAAUCGAAACAUCCCCAUCAAAAGCAGGUGUUUUCGAAGAUGAUAUACUAGGUCCCAGGGCCAACCUCUAGGCCAUGCCGUGGCCCGGGCCACAGUUGCGAUUGAUUUUGCUGCUUCUUAUUCUGGCUAUUCUUGGACCACCCGGUAUCAUUGCAGAAGGAAACGUCGGCUGCCUCUUUAGCGAACGCAUUUGUCUUGAAGAGGAAUGGUGUUAUAAUGAUUUAGCUUUUGGGCGUUGUCUACCCACCGCUGGUGAUCUGGACGAAGAUGACCUUUUCAGGUUCGGGCUUCAACAAGACUCUCUCCAUGACCUUAGCAAGGAGUUGCGAAGAUUAUUUGCAUUAGGAUAUCGUUGGGGGCAUUCUUACACACAAUGCCGUCUUCAAGGAAUGCUCUACACUCUUAAACAUGGAAUUGAUUUUGAGCCAGACUCUUGUUCUCAUCUAUCCGACAACGACCUCGAAGGGGCUCUUCGAGCUCUGGAAGGUCAGGUCCAACUCGAUCCUCAAGAAGUUGCCAUUAUUAAGUACACGCCGAGUGUGGAUAACCCGCAUGCUGACUUUGCUGACGAAGUCUACUAUCCACCCGUUGAUAAUAGUCAACAGGAACAGCUGAGGAGGAAAAUCUUAGGUCCAGGAGCAGGAAUUGAUUUAGAUAUGCCAGACCCCUUGUCAGACUACAAAAUGGCCAAAAGAACUUGGAUUCCAUCUAUGAAACGCAGAUCUAUUACACCUUUUUUCGAUGGAAGAUAUGGGGUGCCUAAAUAUAGGAGAGUAGAUAAAGAGCCUAUCGAUUCGAUAGAAUUUCUUCACGAAUAUGAAAACGAGUUUCCUUCAGUCUUAUCCCAACCACCAGAAACACCCAGAAUUGAAGUAGACAACCGAGAUGUUCCAGAUGAAGAGAUGUAUCCUCUUAUUAAGUUGCUGCAACAGCUGAAUCUUUCUCCUAAGGAAGUGGAAAAAUAUCUGAGUAAAUCUAACUAUCGUAAACUGAUAAACAUUCUCAAUGCUAUAAAGGAAGAUGCUGAAACUGAACCAUCUGAUGAGUUUUUGUUAAAUGAAUUGCUGAAGCAGAAAAUGGAACAGUCCGAACCAAACCUACAAGCUUUUGGUCCAGAUGAAAAAUUCGCAUUGACAUACAACACUCCGGAAAACUUUCGGGCUGGAUGGGAGGCCAAAGAUUCCGCCUUGACUAGUGAUGAUUUAGCCGAACCAAGAAUAUAUUUUGAAGAAGAUCAAGAUGAUCAAGGUAAUACUGAAUACGGCAGCGGACACCCUGACGAAUAUUUUUCCGAAAGAGCAUUAGAGUUUUUAAAACCUAGAGAGGUGUUUAGGGAAUUGAAGCAACAACAAGAAAAAGAGGACGAUGAUUUUGAUAAAAAAUGGAAAACAAAGCCUGUAGUGUAUUCUGAAGGUGGGGCAGAACCAGAAGAUUUUGGAGAAUUAGAAAAUCAACAGGAGAUUGCUAUGCGAGACGACUUAAGUAUUUGGGACAGAUAUAACAUGGGGUUUAAAAGACCAGAACGGUUGGAUGUUAAAAAACCCGGACCACCUUUUGAUCCUGCUAUAACAGAGAUGUCUCAAAGAGCCUUAGCCACGAACAAAUUUUCUCAAAACAACUUAAUCCCUUCAAUGAUAAAAAAGGAACCCCGAGGUGCCAAUCCAAACCCAAACAGCAUCUACGAUACCUUAAAGGCACCUUCUCGCGAAACAGACGAAUCGUAUGUGCACGUGGAAUUUCAGGAACCCUUAAGGGACUGGAAGCAAGGGAAAGACAUCAUGAGAAACAUCUCGAAUUUGCUCCAUAUGGAACAGAGGGACUUCACCGAUGGACAGGUUCACUUGAAGUCUGUUUCUUUUAAAGUAGGAUCUAACAAUAACCGAGGAUAUGAUGCUAAUGAAGUAGCUAAGAAAAUCGAACUGAUUAAAGAAGAUCUGGAAAAUUUAACUGGUGUAGAAGUUAUAUCAGCAGGUGUAGGAAAUAAAAUAAGAAUGCAAAACGUCUAUUUCAAACGUAUCAAUACCGAGAACCAGUACAUAGUUAUCUUCUUGGUUUGCGGCGUAUUGGUAGCUCUAAUUCUAGCUACUAUCGUUCUCUCUCUAAUACGAAGACACAUCAAGUAUAAAGAAAAAUUACAAGGCUUAUCCAGACCUGAUACAGAAGCUAGUAAGGAUUACCAAGACCUGUGUAGGGCAAGGAUGGCUACUAAAGGACAGACCACUGACGGUGCUCCUGAUAAAGGAAGAAUAACAUCUUUGUCUCGUGAAUCUGAACAAAGUCCAUCGAGCAGAUCGAGCACAUCCUCUUGGAUUGAAGAACCAGCAUUACACAAUAUGGAUAUAUCCACAGGUCAUAUGGUGCUGAGUUACAUGGAAGACCAUUUGAAGAACAAGGAUAGAUUAGACCAGGAAUGGGUAGCUCUUUGUGCCUACGUGGCUGAACCGUGCGAAACAUCAAUAGCUAUGAGGAAAGACAAUGUAGAGAAAAACAGAUAUCCUGAAGUAGUUCCUUAUGACCAUGCGCGAGUUAUCUUAAAUGAGUUGUCGAAUGCUAACAGCGCAGAUUAUAUUAAUGCUUCGAGUAUUACUGAUCAUGAUCCAAGGAAUCCUGCUUAUAUAGCGACACAAGGUCCUUUACCUCAUACGGCACCUGAUUUUUGGCAACUGAUUUGGGAACAAGGAGCUGUAGUGAUAGUGAUGCUAACUAGGCUUACCGAAGGCGGUACAGCAAUGUGCCAUCGAUAUUGGCCAGAAGAAGGUUCGGAAGUGUACCAUAUCUAUGAAGUCCAUCUAGUUAGCGAGCAUAUCUGGUGUGACGAUUACUUAGUAAGGUCAUUCUAUUUGAAGAACGUUCGAACUGGUGAGACGAGGACUGUCACCCAGUUCCACUUCUUGUCUUGGCCAGAAGCUGGAGUUCCAGCUUCAACCAAAGCCCUGUUGGAAUUUAGACGCAAAGUCAAUAAGUCAUACCGAGGCAGAUCGUGUCCUAUUGUGGUCCACUGCAGCGAUGGUGCAGGUAGAACAGGAACAUAUUGCUUGAUCGAUAUGGUUUUGAGUAGAAUGGCCAAAGGUGCCAAGGAGAUUGAUAUAGCAGCUACGUUGGAACACCUGAGAGACCAAAGACCAAAAAUGGUGGCGACCAAACAACAGUUUGAGUUCGUUUUGACAGCCGUAGCCGAAGAAGUGCAUGCUAUUUUGAAAGCUCUACCACCUCAACCAUCACCUGCGCCUCAAGGUAGCCAGGAAAAAUUGGAAAAAUAAAAAAUAGCACAGUCAGAAUCGACAGAGAACAUCCAUAGUCGUUUUUCUGACAGAAAUCUUGGCGCUCUGACAAUAAGCAACGCUCAAUACCUUUCCUAAACCCUAUUGAGGGUAGCUUACCAUUCCGAGCCUGCUCUUUAUUAUAGAGUCCCAAUACAUUCGAGGGAAAUGCUCUAUAUUUUUGGAACUCUCUAAUAAGUCCCCAUGUGUGUAUUUCAAAUUACUGUGUAUAAAUAUCAUUUAUGGUACCUUUUCAAGAAUAUUUUCUGUUCUACCUUCUUAUCUACAUAUCUAGUAGAAUCUAUCAGGUUUCCCGAAUCGAAAAGUUAGUUACAUAUAAUUAUUGAGAAAGAAAACUUAUAUCUACUAUUUUUUGUGGUCGUAGUAAGUUCAUUUUGGAUAUAUGGUUGUGAGAUUAAACGUGUAUACGAAAAGCAUUGUUUUAAUUUAAGGAAAAAAAAGAGUUUAGGCAACAAUGUGGGGUUCGUACAAAUACAGAAGAGAAUAUCCAAAUUGAAUUUAAUAAAAUACAAUUUUGAGAGUUCAAAUUGUUGUUGCUAAGAAAAAUAUCUUGUAUAACGUAGACGUAUACCAGGUAUUGUAAUAAAGAAAUUAUUAUUAAAUUUUGAAAAAACAUAUUGAAUAUACAGGGUGAGCCAGCUACCAGCUAGUAUUCCGAGAAAACUGUAAAUCUGGUUUAUGGUUUGACAUUUUUACUUCAAUUAUUUUUAAAAAUAUUGUUGUCAAUAUAGAGGGUGAUUGAGACAUUUAUUUACUAAAACACUACAAACUAAAGCUGUAUAUCUUUAAAUAGAAUGCUAGUUGCUCAAAACUAUUUGUACUAAAAUACACAACAGUUGGCAUGAUAUAUACUGGGUGAGUCAAAAUUUGAUGUUUUUGUAUUUUUCUCCACCAUUUCAAAUAGAACACUCUGUAUUCUGUGACAGAAAUAGUUUUUAUCCAAUUUUAUGUUUUAAUAAGUUAUUUUUUUAUAAAAAAUGGAUACACUGAAUUAAUCAAGUGAAAAAUUCAUUAUUGAAUUACGAAUCAUAAAAAUAAAAAAAA